AUGGAAACCGUUCCAUACCGCUUCGAACCGCUCGAAAUUGCUGAAUUUCAAAAGCUCCUUCCCGCAAGCGUUUGCGGUUACGGGCGAGGCAAAAGUUUGAGUGAGAAAGGAAAAGAAAACGUUCUCACGGAAUUUAAAAAGCAAUUUCCACUAACCUUAAAUUGGAACAAAAUUAAGAACAGACUUGAUACUUUAAAGAAGCAAUACGAAGUCUAUCGUAAAAUCACGUUUGGGUCGACUGGGCUUGGAACUAAUCAGAGGACAGGAAGUCUUGAUGCCCCUGACCAUUGGUGGAAAGAUAAAAUUAAGGCUUAUCCUGAAGCUGCUAAACUUCGGUCGCACCCACUGCGGUUUAUACCACUUCUUGAUGUGGUCUUCCGAGAUGAAACUGUUGUGGUUGAGGAGUCAUGGCAACCAAGACGUGGUGUAUAUCGUCGUGCUCCAAUAAUGGACUUAAGUGACAAUGAAUGGGUAAACAAUAAUGGAGAAGACAAAAGAGAGGUCAUAUUCAUGGCUUCCCAACCUAAUCUUUUGGCUUCCACUUCUAAAACGAGAUCACAUAUGCUUUACUUCAACGGGUUAUUGUGGAGAAACAAACGGAAGAAGCCAAAGAAGAACCCAAAAUCAGAUUUCUAAGUGGUGUUCAAAGAGAAAAUAUUCUUAAGAAUAUUAACGACCAGUUUGGAAUUGAUUUGAGUUGGAGCCGUGUUAAAAAUCGUUUGGAUACCUUGAAGAAAUUUUACAAUAUUUAUAAAGGAAAUCCAGAAAAUCCGCGAAUUCAACGUUAUUUGCAGUUUGUCCCAUUACUUGAUGCAAUUUUUGGUGUUAAACCAGAUGCAUAAGUACUAUCUUGUUACAAAAUUUCUUUAUUUUUUUAUAAUUAUUUAGUGCUUUAUUUAUGGU
Arabidopsis lyrata subsp. lyrata is the source of this 903-nucleotide messenger RNA. RefSeq lists its product as uncharacterized. The transcript has 5 exons. The coding region runs from base 1 to 636 and encodes 211 amino acids. NCBI's taxonomy places the organism in Eukaryota, Viridiplantae, Streptophyta, Magnoliopsida, Brassicales, Brassicaceae. The record is from RefSeq and is a predicted model, not a curated record.